Molecule: messenger RNA, 6199 nt
Organism: Tigriopus californicus
Lineage: Eukaryota; Metazoa; Arthropoda; Copepoda; Harpacticoida; Harpacticidae
Gene: ctrip
Product: E3 ubiquitin-protein ligase TRIP12-like
Exons: 5
Coding region: 372-5804 (1810 amino acids)
Biological process (GO): proteasome-mediated ubiquitin-dependent protein catabolic process; DNA damage response; regulation of double-strand break repair
Cellular component (GO): nuclear speck
Molecular function (GO): zinc ion binding; ubiquitin protein ligase activity
Source: RefSeq, a predicted model, not a curated record
GGGACGACCACCGAGAGACAGAAAGAGGGACGGAAGAAGUGGAGACACACAAGCUAGGCUCGAUCGAGAUCGUGGGAAAAGUGAAGCCCAGGUCUCCAUUUUGGGGCACACACUCGGUCGGGGGGGUAGCCUUCAGCCAGCAGUCAAUCGAUCAGCCCCGAUCAGCCCGGCCCUCUAGCCAGCUUCACAGAUUGAAAUCCCUGCUGGGUGGCCGAUUGUGAGAAGCCUUCCCUGCGACCCACCCCCAUGCCACAUUGAGCUGGGCCGCCGGAUCGAUCUUUCCGUGAGCGCUUCCUCGCCCGGGCAUCACGGGUUCUUGCGCGGGUCGACCGCUUCGCACGUCGCCCGCGGCGGCUGAGCCCCCUCCACUCAUGGCCUCCAAUCAGCCCGAUCCCGGGGGUGCUCCGCCCGGCGGUGAUGGACCGGCUGAUACCGAUGGGGCGGCCAGUGGUGCCAAUUUGGCCCCAUCCACGGCAGCUGGCCAGGCGGGCAGCGCCCUAGACUCGUUCUUGGCCGCCUCCAGCGCUGCGGCCAGUGGCACCGCGGCCAGUGGCGGGUCGGCCAAUGCCGCGGCCUUGGCUGCCAUGUUUAGCGAGGACCUGGAAGACAGCGAUAUGGGCCGCCUCCAAGCCGUGCUCGAGGCUAGAGGCUUUCCGCCCCAUCUGGCGGGUGUUUUGGGUCCGCGCAUGCACCACCUGAUCCUCAACCGGGCCAUGGCGCCCUCGGCCACGUCCAAGGCCCAACAGCUCUUGCAAGGCUUGCAAGCCACGGGCGACGAGUCUCGACAGCUCCAGGCCGUGAUUGAGAUGUGCCAACUUUUGGUCAUGGGCAACGAGGACACGCUCACCGGUUUCCCCAUUCGCCAAGUGGUGCCGGCCCUCAUCGUCUUGCUCAAAAUGGAGCACAACUUCGACCUCAUGAACCACGCCUGUCGAGCCCUAACCUAUAUGAUGGAAGCCUUGCCCCGGUCGUCCACCGUCAUCGUGGACGCCAUCCCGACCUUUUUGGAGAAGCUCCAGUCCAUCCAGUGCAUGGACGUGGCCGAACAGAGCUUGUCAGCGCUCGAGAUGCUCUCCAAGAAGCACAACAAAGCCAUUCUCCACGCCAAGGGCGUCAUGGCCUGCCUCAUGUUCUUGGACUUUUUCAGCAUCACGGCCCAACGGAAUGCCUUGGCCGUCACGUCCAAUUGCUGUCAGGGUCUUCUCCCGGAAGAAUUCGUCCACGUGCAGGAUGCUCUCACCAUACUCUCGUCACGACUGAUUCACGACGACAAGAGAAGCUCGGAAUCCGCUUGCUUGGCUUUGAGUCGCUUGGCCGAGAGCUACAAGAACGACAAGCAUAAACUCCGCGAUAUUGCCAAGCCCGAGGUGUUGUCCAAUCUGCAGAAGAUAUUGGUCACCAGCCCGCCCAAUGUCAGCUCGAACACGUUUGUCACUGUCCUACACAUCCUGGUCAUUAUGGCCUCCAACGGCUCGGAAGUCGGCCCCAUGCUACUCGAAGAGUCAAUUGGCUCGACCUUGAGACAACUGCUUGUGGGGUCCUCUUCGGAUCAUGAUGAGUUUGAUUUGGUCCAGAGGAAUCCGCAAGAGCUGUACGAGAUCACUUGUCUCAUUGGCGAGAUGAUGCCCCCCAUGCCCGCCGAUGGUAUAUUCGCUGUGGAUGCACUUCUGGCCAAACCCGGUGCUUUCAUUCGCGAUCCGGUCUUAUGGCAAUGGCAAGAUGAUCGCGGGAACUGGCACACUUAUGGGUUCAACGAUUGCAGAGUGAUCGAGGCUGCCUUUGUGGCUGGAGAGGAUGAGGCCGGUCUUAACUCCAAUGGCAAGUCGUUCACGCUCAAUUUGAAAUCAAUGCAUGAAAUUCGCGAGGAAAAUGGAACCGCUCGUCCCAUUCAAAGAAAAUUGACCAGUCAGCUCCAAAAUGACUUGGAGACCAAUGAGAAGAAAGCCCAACGAUUGAAACAUUUGUCCCUAACGUCUGAAUUGACGAAAGAGCUUCUGCCGGUGUUACUAGAGGUAUACUCCACGUCUGCCGGGCCCGGAGUGAAACAGAGUUGCAUCCAAGCAUUUCUCCGAAUGAUUUACCAUUCCCCAAGCGACUUGUUGAUAGAAGUCCUCAAAGUUCAGACCGUUUCCAGUCAGAUCGCGGGAAUGCUCUCCUCGGGAGAUCUCAAGAUCAUCGUGGGAGCCCUUCAACUCUCCGAGUUGCUCCUGCAAAAGAUGCCCCAAGAAUUCAGCGUGCAUUUCAGACGCGAAGGCGUCCUUCAUCAAGUGCAAAAACUCACCGACCCUGACAAUCCGAUCUGCAUUUCCAACUACAAUGAAAGCCCCCUAUCAAGUAUGGGUUGGUCGUCGGCCUCCACUUCGGUCAUUCAAGGAGGCGCAACAGGUUUAGGUGGAGCUCCCUCUGGACGAAGUUGGACAGUGACUGGAUCCUCCUUUGCUAGCAUGUUUCCAGAUCAAUUGCGGGUGCCGAAGAGACGCGAUGAGUCUUCAUCCUCACCUGAUACGCCACCUCAUCCACCCCUCCGACUGAGCGACAUGCUCAAGCGGAAACGAGUGUCGAAGCGUUCUUCCGGACGGAAAGGUCGCCAUUCCGAAGGAUCGCUACCUCAAGACCUCAGUGGUCCAAGCACCUCUGCUAGCACCAGCCUCCCAGUUGGUGGAAGUGGAGGGGGAGGAGCGGGAGGAGCAGGAGGAGCGGCUCCUGUGCCAGCGCCUUCAUCAGGACCUGGAGGCGCGCCCGAUCUGUCGUUCACAUCCUCGUCGCCCCCGCAUGAUGGACCAGCCACUCCAUCGAGACGUUCUCGUCUCACGUCCUCGAUACUUUCGCAACUAAACCCUUCCAGAUGGGGUCGAAGUUCCGGCAAUUCUUCGAAUCCAUUACUCCAUGGUGGAGGUCAUCAUAGCGAGAGUGGCAAUAGUAGCAGCAGUGGAUCCUCGUCUAAACGCUCAGAUGCCUCAUCUUCGGCGGUGACGAUCAACAAAGCCGUGAGUAAUCCUGCCACGAUGGCACACAGCCGUGAAAAAGCCAAACGUUGGGUUCGGGAACAAGCAUCUCGCUUCUUAGAAUCCUACUUCAAAGAGUCUUUGGGCUCUCGACACCCUGCACUGACCAUACUUCGACGCUUGAGCGCUCAAGUCGAUCACUUGACGAGAAAACCCAAAGAUGGAGAGCGGUCAUUGAGAGAAAUAUUGUCGGUUCUCAUCGAGAAUGAUAUCUCUCCGUUCGAAGUCACACAGAGUGGACUUGUCCCGUCACUAUUGACGUAUCUCACACGAUUGGAAUUAGAUGGGCAUGAGGACAUUACGCGGGAGAGCCGCAUCCGAUGCUUCCUCCACGUGUUCUUGGGAUGUCCCCGGAGUUUGGAUUCUGAUGAGCCACCUGAUCCCGAUCUAGCUCCCAAAUUCUUGAUGUUUGUCCAAAAGAUGACUGCUUGUGUGAACCAUUUAGAACAAUUCCCCAUUAAAAUGCACGACAUGACAUCGGGAUCGUCUGGAGUGAAAUCUGCCGGCUCGACUCUGCGAUUCUUCAAGUCUCAUCAUCUCAAAUGCAGUCUUCAACGGCAUCCUGAAUGCUCCAGCUUGAAAUCCUGGAAAGGAGGGCUCGUCAAAAUUGACCCCUUGGCGUUAGUUCAAGCCAUCGAAAGAUAUCUCAUUACCCGUGGGUAUGGUCACCCGCAAGAUAAGGACUCUGGUGGAUCUGAUGAUGAUAUGAGCGACGAUGGCGGCACUGACGACAUGUUGCCUAGCACCAGCCGUGAACGUGUCGAUGCCGCCAUACAUCGCCUGGAAUUUUCCAUUGGAGAACAUGUCCUGCCCUACGAUAUGACUGUCUACCAGGCCGUGCAACAAUUUGGAGCUCCGGUCUUUGAGAUCUCAGAUUCGGAUUCGGAUAACCGCAACUCCGGAUCGUCUUCUAUGUAUGGCAGUCCUGGCAUUUGGGCUCGUAUCCACACCAUCUACUACCGACCAGCUUCAGAGCGAGAAGAUGCUAGUGGUGUUGGAUCCUCGGGUGCCACGGGCAAGGCGAGUAUUAAGAACAGUGAAGGUGGUAAGAAGGGCAAAAGUUCCAAACAGAGCAAACGCAAAGCGCCAGAUGAGCUUUGGAAUGAGGGUGUGCCGCCCGAACGACCCAAUCCUCUGGACGCUUUCAUGGUGGACAAGUUGCCCAAAUUCUUGAACACGCAAGACCCCUCUCUUGAUGUUUUGUGUCUACUGCGCGUGGUUCAAGCUCUGAAUCGCUACUGGGGAUCCCUCUACUUGACCACCAACUAUUAUCAUCCCAUCAUCAGCCCGCACGAGUUCAUAAACUCUAAAUUGACAGCCAAAGUGAAUCGCCAACUUCAGGACCCUAUCAUAAUCAUGACCUCGAAUCUUCCAACUUGGCUAAAGGAAGUAGCGAGCGUGUGUCCGUUCUUAUUUCCAUUUGAAACCCGGCAAUUAUUGUUCUAUGUGAGCUCUUUCGAUCGUGAUCGCGCCCUCCUACGUCUCCUUGAUUCGGUCCCGGAGUUAGGCGCCUCUGAGAGUGGCCAGGAGCGUGUCACACCCGAACUGGAUCGUAAGAAACGGGUCAUCUCUAGAGACAAUCUCCUCAAACAAGCCGAGCAAGUGAUCAAUGAAUUGGCCCAUUCGAGAUCUCUGAUGGAGAUACAAUAUGAGAACGAGGUGGGAACGGGUCUUGGGCCAACGUUAGAGUUCUACACCCUGGUAUCCAAAGAGAUGCAACGGGCAGAUUUGAAUCUGUGGAAAGGAGACACUGUCAAGAUUAGUAGUGAGGAUGUCAUGGAAGACGAUGAGAAUGCCGACGACUGCAUUGAGUACGUCCAUUCAUCGACGGGUCUCUACCCGAGUCCCUUGGGGAGAAACCUAAAGUCCUCGCACAAAGUGAAGAUCAAGAACAAGUUUCAAUUCCUCGGCAAAUUCAUCGCCAAAGCCGUUCUCGACAAUCGAAUGAUCGAUCUCCCUUUCAGCCAGCCUUUCUACCAAUGGCUUCUCAAGGCCGAACAGUCUUUCACUACACGGGAUCUGAUGAACAUCGACCCAACCAUCGCCAACACCGUGAAUCAGUUGGAAGGCAUUGUCAGAAAGAAACGCAAAUUAGAAGAGGACGAUAAGAUCACACCCAAUGAGCGACUCAUCCAAAUCAAGGGUCUCACUAUGGAUGGGUGUCCUGUGGAAGAUUUGGGCUUGGAUUUCACCCUGCCCGGAUAUCCGAACAUUGAAUUGCGAAAAGGAGGAAAGCACAUUGCUGUCACUCUAGAUAACCUACAUCAAUACGUGAAACUUGUGUCCCACUGGAUGCUCAUCGAAGGUGUGUCCUGCCAGAUGGAGUCCAUUCGCGAAGGGUUCGAAUCAGUGUUCCCGCUCGAGUCCCUGCAGAUGUUCUAUCCCGACGAGUUGGAUCAAAUCUUUUGUGGUUCCAUGCAAGGUAACUUUACCCAAUGGGACUCCAAGACGCUCGGUGAGACAUGCAAACCUGAUCAUGGCUUCAAUCCUGAUUCCCAAGGGAUUCAAUUCCUGUACGAGGUCAUGUCUGCCUACAAUCGUGAAGAGCAAAGAGAGUUUCUUCAAUUUGUGACCGGAUGUCCGCGCCUGCCCGUUGGCGGUUUCAAAUCACUAUCUCCGCCUUUAACGAUCGUCAAGAAGACCUUUGAUAGUCCUGAAGUGAAUCCUGAUGACUAUUUGCCGUCAGUGAUGACUUGCGUCAACUACUUGAAGAUCCCCGAUUACAGUAGUAAGCAGAUCAUGAGAGAAAAACUGCGGGUGGCCUCUCAGGAAGGCCAGUAUAGUUUUCACCUUUCAUAAUGGUCGACUGUGGACCCUCCAAAAAAAUAACACCACCCUUCUGCCUGUGGUUGAGUGUUUGUAAAACAUCACAAACGUUGUUAGCAAAGAAGCAAGAUGGCUGUAAAUAUUCUGACCGAGACGUCGUCAUCUGAUAAUUCCGAGGGGUGUCUAAACAUGAUAAUAAUCCAGGAUGGAAUGAGCCGCAAAGAAAGAGGCGAACAAUGAUGAAUAUAACAUUCUUCAUGAAUGUGUGUGUUUUGCUUUUUGUUCCAAGAUAGAUACGCAUUACAAAUCUUGGAUGAGAACAAUAAUUUCCCCUUUUCAAUGUUUUCUCCGCAGCAAUGAACCUUCAAAGUCACUGAUUGCGAGUGUGGACUUCCGGAGUCCGAAAAUGAAUAAAGCUUUAGGAUAAA